Messenger RNA from Adineta ricciae, 726 nucleotides. The record is from the annotation of a GenBank genome assembly. Lineage: Eukaryota; Metazoa; Rotifera; Eurotatoria; Adinetida; Adinetidae.
AUGAUUGCUAGAAAGUUAAUAGCGAAAUUUUUCGGGGAUAAAAAUACAUUCGAUGUACGACGGGAAUUAAUUGCACGAUUGAUUGCAAUCGAAUUGCAUCACGACGAUUGGUCACUUUUGAAUGAUAUCCACGCUGUAUUGAAACCGUUUUACUUGGCAACAAGACUGGUGUCGAAAAGAUCAUAUCCAACAGCUGGUUUAUGUUAUUACACAAUAAAAUUGAUUCUUAAUUAUUUGAAAUAUUCUUUCUUUAACCCACUUGGAUUUUCUGUUCUUGGAGAAGAUGAUGUUUGUAUUAUUGAACAAGAAAUCAAACAAGUGAUUCGAAAUGAAAGUAUCCAUUUGAAUGAUCCAUUUUCAACUUCAUCGUGCGAACCUAUUCCAUCAACAUUACAACCAAUAGUGACAGCUAAUGCAUCACAAACGUCAGCAUCAGAUCACAAACAGUCCUUAUCAACAAUUGAUCAAUUUUUGUUAGCUUGUGGUGAAUCACCUAUUAGUAAUUUACAGAAAAGUGAAACUAGAAAAUUAACUAUUGACGAUGAAUUAUGCGUUUANCUUGGAUAUAACCAGCGCGUUCGGGUCUCCGUCAUAUUAUACCGAGAAACCAAAAAUUUUGAUAGCUGUAACGAUACGGCUAUUGUUCCUUUUGGUACACGAGUAGAAUUUGCAUGUUUUUCCGGAUGUUCACAACACUUUCGUUUCGGCAUUAGGAAAAGAUUUUAA